GUCUUCUUUUUUCUGUAAGUUGGAAUAUGGAGCAACAUUUGGUCCAAUACAUCUAUGCGUCCGAUCACACUGAGGCUCCUCUGUCUCCCCCGCGCCUCUCGCGUUAUUAAAUCCAACCGGAGGUGGCUGAUGGUCGGUCGGACGGACGUGCGUCUGGACUGUGCUGGGAUGUGACCGUGUGAGAAUUUGCUUUUUUAUUGCCAGCUGUUAUUUAAGCCAAGAGUCGGUCCCGGGGCGACGGUCACCGUAGCCUGUUGUGAUUAAGGGCAGCGCGGGCAAGGUGUCACAGUUCAGACCAUCAUGCCCUUUGCUCUGGCAACAGGACAGCAAGUGUGUGUUUAAGCGCCCCUGGUUGGCUCUGCUGGGAUGAACAUGCCACUGCACCAAAUCUCUGUCAUCCCCCGUGAUGUCACUUCAUCGCGGGUGUCAGGCAGUGGGAAAGCUAAGGACAAGGACAAGGACAAGCAGAAUGAAAAGCCUCUGGGUCAUUCUGCAAGCAGGUCCAGCAAUAUAUCAAAGGCAGGGAGCCCGACUUCAGUCAACGCUCCAUGCAGUUUCUCCAGGACGUCGGUUUCCCCCUCCAGCCAGGACAUCUGCAGUCAGGAUCAGGACUGUCAGAAGCAGACUGCAGUGGUUCUACUGAAUUCAAAAGGUAAAACCUGUCAAGGUUCAGGAGGUAUUUCAGUGACCACCCUCUGCACAGACACCCUACCAGCCUCCAAACACGGCAAACAACGGGACUGGCUCUCCCUGCUUCGCCCCUCUGCCGUCAACAUCCGCCCCAACAGCUCGCUCAGGUUUUCUGUGUCUCUGAACGACGUGGGCCAACGCGUAGACAGUCUUUGUCGCGGCCUGCACUUUAUAGACCGCACCUGCUCGGAGGGAGAGCUGGACCUGAAGCCCAAGCCCGCUCAGCCACCCGGCUCAGAUCAAAGGGUGCACACACUCAACAACAAGCUGGCUGCAGCACCAACACACCAGAACCAAAAUCCGACCUGCUCAACAAGCACCAACCCCCACCUCGUCCCCUCUUUCACCAACAACUACAAAUACAUGUUGGGCAUCCCUCCCGCAAAUUGUCUCCCAUCUGACCCUGCCAUCCGCACCCCUCCUCCUCUUUCCAACACCCAUCUCCACCAUCAUGACUCUUCGAGCGCCAACUUUCUCCGUCUCCUCCUCCCCUUCUCUCGAUCCUCUACCUCGGCCAGCCUGCAGUGCUCUGAGCUGGGCAGCUACGCCUCUCAUCUCCACAUCACCAAGUCCUCUAGUGUCCUUCUGGAAGGCAGUGAGUUGAGCUACCCCGUUGAGGAUCUACUAGGAGAUGACGACGUGUUUGAGGAGGACCAGCCCAGUCUAGUUUCAAGGGGAAAGGUUCAGCUGGCCACCCCAGAAACAGUCACCAUGGCUGGGACAGGUGCCCAUUCUGCCCCCCUGUGCUUCAUGGAUGAGGACAGCGACUUGGACUGCUGCCUGUCCCCUUUGUCAGAAAAAACUGGACCACUGUCACCCUAUUCGCUAUCUGAAGACUGGUGCAGGAUUUGUCACUGUGAAGGGGAUGAAGAGAGUCCUCUGAUCACACCAUGCCACUGCACAGGGAGCCUGCGCUUCGUCCACCAGUCCUGUCUACAGCAGUGGAUCAAGAGCUCCGACACUCGCUGCUGUGAGCUCUGUAAAUAUGAGUUCAUAAUGGAGACCAAGCUCAAACCGCUGCGCAAGUGGGAGAAGCUACAGAUGACGGCGAGCGAGAGAAGGAAGAUCAUGUGUUCGGUCACCUUCCAUGUCAUCGCCAUCACUUGCGUGGUAUGGUCGCUCUACGUCCUCAUCGACAGAACAGCUGAGGAAAUCAAACAAGCCGGAAGAAUCCCAGGGAUCCUGGAAUGGCCUUUCUGGACCAAGUUGGUGGUGGUGGCUAUCGGCUUUACGGGUGGACUAGUGUUCAUGUACGUCCAGUGCAAAGUCUACAUCCAUCUAUGGAGGAGACUCAAGGCUUACAACCGUGUCAUAUACGUCCAGAACCGGCCAGACACGUGUAAAAAACUGGCGCUGGAGAAGCCGCCUAUCAUGGAGCCGAAUCUGGAGAGCAAGGAAGCUCUGGCGCCCAACCAGUCGGACACAAACUCCUCCCAGUACACAGAGACAGAGGACUACAGUAUGGAGGUGCUCCAUGUGUGACCCAGUCUCAGUCCAUGCUAUUGGUUGUCCUACUUAUCCUACACA
Messenger RNA from Etheostoma spectabile (orangethroat darter), 2217 nucleotides. It is a transcript of the gene marchf8, whose product is annotated as membrane-associated ring finger (C3HC4) 8. The transcript is spliced from 11 exons. Lineage: Eukaryota; Metazoa; Chordata; Actinopteri; Perciformes; Percidae. The coding region runs from base 367 to 2172 and encodes 601 amino acids. Gene Ontology annotation, molecular function: zinc ion binding. The record is from RefSeq and is a predicted model, not a curated record.